AUGGCGCAGGCACGAAGGCUAUUAGACGACCUCAGACGCCCUCGUCCUCGCGGUGAAGAGGCUCCCAAUAUAAAUGGGGUUAUUGCCGGCAGCAUUGUAAAUGGCAGUGACGAGCCUACUCCUCAGGCCCAUAGUACUGAAGGGCGUCAGGAUCUUGUUUCCGAAAAUGAACUGGCUGGAGACGGGCCAUCUGGAGGCAUCGAUUCUGAAAGUGAAAGAUUUGCUUCUGAACUCGGAACACCUGAGCAAGGACGACAUUUGAGCACCAGUGAUGAAGCUCACAACCAUGUUCAUCCCAGUGAAAUUUCCGACGAUGAGUCACUUGGGGGAAUUUACUCUGGCAGUGAAACAUUUGCUUCUCAAAUUGAUACCACUGAAGAUAGACAAGGACUCAGCAGCACUGAUAGAUGGAGCCAAGAACAAGGUCUUUCAAAUGGGAUUGUUGAAAAUGAGCAAGCGGAAGAGAUCGACACGGAAAGUGAAGAAUUCGCUUCUCAAAUUGAUACAUCUGAAUAUCGACAACGCUUCAUCACUAGUAACGAAGGGCGUCACAACCAGGUUCUUCAAAACGGAAUCGCUGAAAGUGGACAAAACGGGGAAAUCAGUUCGAACAAUGCGAGAGACUACGGUUAUGUUUCGUCAAUCGGGGCCAUUGAAGAGGGGCGGAGCUUCGGCAUGGGGUUUACUGACACCGCUAUUGGCAGGUCUGAUAGAGGUGGAGGGGCCAACCAUCCGGUUUUGAACGAGGAGGAUGAGGGGAGCGGGGGCGACUCCGGUUUUGGUGACACCGAGUCUAAUGGAGAUUCCGAAAACGAUACAGAAGCCCUUUCGGAUGGAUCUAACGACGGCACUUUCACGGGAUACAGGGGUCAGUAUCGCAACAGGGCAAAUCAGGCUUCAGAGCCUGGAGACCAAACACAAAAUGACGGAGCCAGUUCUCGUAGUCGCAUCCUGAGACAACUUGAUAUAGAAGUCCGCGGCGGUAACUUGGACUCUCCCCCAACUGAACUCCCGAGAAGCACCAGUGGAAACAGAGAAUGGAACGAUCUCGAAUAUGACUCGGAGGAGUCUGCCCCGGUUAUUCGCCAGAACUCAUUCCUAAGGAGAUUGAUCACGGAAAAUAACAGGCUCCCAGCUAGAUUUGAUCCAGAAAUGAUGUUCGAUGAAAACUGGGGCACAAGUGGAACAAAUCGAGGACCCUUCUCGGCGCCAGGCCAAAUCUGGGAAGAUUCACCAUAUGAUGAACUCGGCUCUUCUUUGAUCAUGCAGUUGAGAAUGAGCUUCCAGGAGAGGCACCUCGGAUUUCCACCGCCAUUGGCGGACGGAUCGGAUGAGAACAAAGAAAAUAUCCCCCCGCAGCACCAGGUUCAACUGUCCAAUACCGAUGACUUGGAAGGGGGUACCUCCAAUUCAAUCCAUGGUAGUCGUGGCCGUUUCAACCUAAUAUCCGGGAUGCGCGAGCAGAGUUAUAGGGCACUUGGGAGUCUGAUGUCCCUUUCGUCCAGGGCCAUUGAUUAG
Messenger RNA from Uncinocarpus reesii 1704, 1518 nucleotides. RefSeq lists its product as uncharacterized. NCBI's taxonomy places the organism in Eukaryota, Fungi, Ascomycota, Eurotiomycetes, Onygenales, Onygenaceae. Bases 1 to 1518 code for a protein of 505 amino acids. The record is from RefSeq and is a predicted model, not a curated record. The transcript has a single exon.